AUGAGCCUUGCAAUAGCCGCUGAGCCCUCCGAACGAUCUGAAAGUCCAAUUGAAGAACUCUCACCCAACUAUGCACCAAGACUAAGUAAAGGCCAUAAUAAGAAAAUUACACCGAGAUACAAAAAGAACCUUCGAUCUAAACCAAUUAAAUUAUCUCAUUGUGAAAUGUGCUCUGUCCUUCUUGGAAAGCGAAAACCGACCAAAGCUGCUAACUGCGGCAUUUACAAGAAAACGCAGAUUCCAGACCAUGACUCUGCGCUGUUACAUUUUUGUGCUACAAGACCGAUCCUUGAUCUAUGUGGUCGCAGCCAGGGCAUUGUUCUCGUCAAAGUAGCUCCCUUGGGUACAUUAACAAGUGGAGAUCUGAUGCGAACGAGCAGAACAUUCCCAAAUGCACCAAAUUCUCUUAUUCAUAUGCUGGCUGCCGCAAGAAUCUUCCAUGAAUGUGAUCAACCGCAAACACUUCCAGUAAUUCAUCCUAACUUAAUCUCGAAUGAUCAGAUCGAAACUGUAAACGAUCUCAAACUUGGAAAUCUUGGCCAGAAGAGCAUGUUCGUUUGGAAUUCAAAUCGGGAUGAUAGGCAAAGAUUGUGUGCUAACCCUCCCACGGUUCAACCAUCGAAGGUAGACUCAAGAGAUCCAUUUGCAAGAACAGCCACUGAAUCCGGAGAAGAUAUUCUGGAAAGAAACUGUAAAACUUUACCUGGGGUGCAAAAGUUGCACCGUUCAAUUCUUCAUAAGUGUCAGGAUCGGGUACCUCUGGCUCAAGUACGUGGUGAAACCUCCAAAAACUAUGAUUCUGCGAAAAACACGGCGCCUCCAGUGAACACAAUAUUCACUGCAUUAGGGAGUCCUCAGCCAAUUUCCGAUCUCCAUUUCAAUAAUGUGAAAAGCAUUCUUCUGGAGUUUCCUGAGUUUAGGCCCGUUCUAGUGGAAGCUCUAAGUUUCCACAAUCCUCAAAAAAAAAGUACUUCAACCCCCAAAGUACAUUUUGGAGACGCUUAUUUUGGAAACAACGAUUCUGUGAUUAGCUCGGUCACGGAGUUCUAUAUUUACGAUAAGCCCUCUAAAAUUAAGCCAGCACGUUUCUGUCCUAAGAAUCUCAUUCAAAUCAAUCAGAGCCUGCAAAACUCUGCUAUUUUCCCUUGGCAAGUCAGCGAUACUCCAAAAAUUGGAGGAAGUAUUCAUGAGCUCCUGCUACAGAUACCGCUAGAAAUACGCAACGUGAGGGCAUGGAUACUAUGCCAAAUUGAAAGCUUCUACAAGUCCAAUUUUUUGGCUUUCGCUCAUCAAUUGGUUCAUGAUAUAUGGAAGUUGCGUGGAGAAUUGAGCCAAGACUUGAAUGUUGGCUAUGCUAUUCUUGCACGAUUUGAACUACUUAAGGAGACUUCUAAGAAUGUGCCCGAAACGAAUGCAUCAAGAACGGAAUUCAAAACAAAUCUCGGCAUUUUGCAAUAUGACACUGCGCUUGCGCUCAAAAGUGUAGAGAGCACAAUAACUCACAUUUCUUCCAAGGACAUACAAGCUUCAAUCAAUAUACCGUUGCUGAAUAUGAACAAUGCUAGUGACAGAAUGGUUCUAAUUCGCAAUAAGAUUAUUGAUUUCAUGUCAGGACGAGGACAUUCCUAUUUGACAGGGGAGGAUAUCGAGAUUUUUGAACAAUUCAUAGACCAGACCAAAGCUCUUUUAAAUCUAGUCAGGAGAGACUUGGCUCUCUUGCUUGAAGAAGCGUUCCUAGUGUUAGUAGAAUCGUUUCAGGCUCUCUUCAAAUCUUUGACGGAACUCAGUGAGUUCAUUUCUAUUUCAUCAUUGUGA
Australozyma saopauloensis is the source of this 1815-nucleotide messenger RNA. RefSeq lists its product as uncharacterized. Lineage: Eukaryota; Fungi; Ascomycota; Pichiomycetes; Serinales; Metschnikowiaceae. The transcript has a single exon. The coding region runs from base 1 to 1815 and encodes 604 amino acids. The record is from RefSeq and is a predicted model, not a curated record.